Molecule: messenger RNA, 1128 nt
Organism: Carassius auratus (goldfish)
Lineage: Eukaryota; Metazoa; Chordata; Actinopteri; Cypriniformes; Cyprinidae
Product: C-C motif chemokine 12-like
Exons: 3
Coding region: 217-654 (145 amino acids)
Biological process (GO): immune response
Cellular component (GO): extracellular region
Molecular function (GO): chemokine activity
Source: RefSeq, a predicted model, not a curated record
GUUUAACACUCCGACCACUGGAGAUUUCAUAUAACAGCUUUUACUCUAGUAUGUGGGGAAAUUAAUUAGCAGCACAUAGUCUUCCACUGGGCAGCUAGGUUACCACAAAUUCUACCCUGUCUAGAGGGGUAGGCAGAUGUGCGGUUUCCUGCUCCUUUAUUAAAACUUUCACCCGAGUUGGUCAUUGCAGUUUGGCUAGACGACUUGAUCAAGGUGAUGCUGAUUUUCACGGCUUGUGUUUUUGGGGUCAUUUUCGGGUCCCUCUGUGUGUAUACCGAUGGACGUCCAGUGAGCUGUUGCUUCAAAGUAGGACUCAGGAAACUGCCUUUUGACAAAGUGUUGAACUACAGAAUACAAACUAAACCACUGUGUCCUAUAACAGCAGUUGUGAUCCAGACAGUAUCUGGGAAAAGACUUUGUUUUGAUCCUAACAGUAACUGGACAAAGAGAGCCAUGUGGAAGGUGGAUGAAGCAAAGAAGAGGACCAGAGAGCAGGAUCCUGUACCUGCAGAAGGAGCGUCAACGGAGGGGAGCAGACAAAGGGCAGAACCAGUAACAGCAACAGAGUUGCCACUAAAUAGCCAGUGGAAUGUAGUAACAGCAAGACUGAAAGUUAAAGGUAAAGCUAAAGACAACCACAAACGGGUGUCAUAAGGGUGCCAAAGAAAUUAGAAAAAGGUUUUAUCAUGUACUGAUGUGGGCCAGGGACACUGCACUGUUGUUUUCAUAGUAUAUUUUUCUUUAGUUGAUCCAUUUUGCUAUGCCAGCACUCUCAUGAACAUGUUUAGUUUUCACCAUUGCAUUAAAGCUGCUGUCUGUGAUUUUUUUGUAUUAAAAAUUGUUUUUUAUAAAGAGAUGUCCCACCUCACCAGACAAGCUGGCCCACUCUGAAAUUGUCAAGUGCAUGAACUCAAAAAUACAAGUUUAACAGUAGUGGCCUGCUUUAGCUGAAUUCAACAUAUAUAUGUAGCCUAUAUUAGUGUAAAUUUGAAAAAGCCAACUAUCAUACAGGAUACCUCUCCAACUCUCAACUCAAGGGGCUGAUACUAAGUCUAAACAUAGUUUAAAAUACAAUAAACCUUUAUGAAUCACACUUAACAGUAUUCUUAAAGGGAUACUCCACUGUGA